This is a messenger RNA of Schistosoma guineensis, 1572 nucleotides long. NCBI's taxonomy places the organism in Eukaryota, Metazoa, Platyhelminthes, Trematoda, Strigeidida, Schistosomatidae. The record is from the annotation of a GenBank genome assembly.
AUGACGGGCAAUUCUAAUGAUAAGGUGAACCCGGACUUUUGUCGAGUUUGCCGAUGUGAGGGGACUGCUUCGAAACCUCUAUUUCAUCCUUGUUUGUGCACUGGGAGUAUUAAAUAUAUUCAUCAAGAUUGCCUCAUUCGUUGGCUUGAGUAUAGCAAAAGAAAUACUUGUGAAUUAUGUAAUCAUCGGUUUGCUUUCACUCGAAUUUAUGCAUCUGACACUCCACGAUUUCUGCCGCUCACCGUGUUGGCUGUGGGACUGGCCAACAGCUUGCGUCGAUUUGUACUAAACUGGAUUCACUUGUCGAUUGUCUUCACUGCAUGGUUGGUUGUAGUUCCUUUAUCUGCCUGUCGCAUGUACCGUUGUCUUUUUACUGGUAGCGUUUUCUCACUCCUCACACUUCCAUUAGACAUGGUUUCCACAAAACACUUGUUACAAGAUUGUGUUCAGGGUUUCAUUAUUGUAAUCUUUGCAUUGGCCGCAUUUUUGGGUUAUGUUUCAUUGCGAGAACAACUUCUCCAAGGAACACCAGCAUGGUUGGAACGUGAUGCUCAUGCAGAAGCUCGUGGUGCUGAUCCUCCCCAUCCUCCUCGUCCUGCCGCUGGGGUCAAUGGUAGGCGACCUCUAUUUCCGGAUAUUUUCAAUAUUUUUGGUGUUGCAAAUGGUGGUGGUUUAGGUGCUGCAGUUUUCGGUGAAGGCAACGAAGAUCCUGUUGAACCUGAAAUAUUUAACAAUGAUGAACAGCAUCAUCAGACUGUUCAACAAGAAUUAGUGAAUUCUGAACAUAUCACGUGUUCCUCUCUAAAUCAACAACAACCGGUGAUUAACAGUGGUAUCUCAGAACCGUUAGAGCCUUCACAUGAAUCGGCAGAUACUGUAAAUCGUGGAUCAUCAUCUAAUCCACAACAAUUGGCUUGGUAUAUGGAAAAUACAGGAGUUAAUUUGGAGGGGGAUAUUCCUGACGAAGAUGGUAGAGCCAAUAACGAUCCAGCAGAUGCAGAUGGUGCACCAGAAGCUAUGAAUUGGAAACAUUUAUUGGGUCUAGAUGGAUCUUUAAAUUUUCUGGAACACGUUUUGUGGCUUAUUGCUUUAAAUACUUUGUUUAUUGUCAUAUUUGGUAAGUUUCGUGGUGUAGUAAAACAUUGGAUAUUUGGUAUUAUGCAUUUAAAAGUGGUUAUCUUACUUACUCUUCUUGGACCGCCAUGGUGGUUACGAAAUCGUUUAGAAUUGUUUCAUGAUGAAAUGACACAUCAUCGACAAGAUGCUCGUUGUAUGCGUUUACUUUGGGCAAUCGCACCAUUGCUUGUAACUAUUGGAUUAUCGUUAAGUGUACCAUAUUUAUUGGCUUAUUAUAUUAGUCCAUUAAUCGCAUUAGAUAGCGAAGUUGCAUUUCGAUACAUAUAUCCAUUUCUUUUCGCCAUGUUUAUCUGUUCAGUGUUAUUGAUUUCGUGUAUCGACCAAAUUCGACGUCUUUAUUUGCAUAUUAAAGAUGAAAAAUAUUUAGUUGGAAAACAACUGCUAAAUUUCCGACCAUCACCAAGUCAAUCAUUAGUUCCAGCAUCAUCAUCAUGA